GCUUCUGCAAUGACUACAAUGACGAGACGCCUGCAUGCCACGAUACUACCGGCUGCUGGCUAACCCAUACACAGGCAGCGCUAGCUCUCUGACUGUGCGACACGCAGUUGCUGCCUAGCAGCCUCGCAAUCCUCGUAAUCUUGACUAUUUCAGGCCAGCAGUGUCGUAUCUGUCCUCACCCAUUUUGACGUUAACUACCCAUCUGUUACCAACAUCGGUUCUUGCAAAACGCAAGCACAAUGUCUGCGCACAAAGCAUACCCAGGCUCGUGCCACUGCGGCGACGUCAAGUACCAGAUCCGCCUCAAAUUUCCCCCAAUCAUGGAACGUGGCGGCGAGUCCAUCCGAAUUUACAAAUGCAAUUGUACAACUUGCCAAAAAAUGGGCUACUUCCACUGCCGCCCUAUCAAUCCGGCCGAGGACUUUAUUCUCACGUCUCCCGCAACCAUUGAGGAACUAGGCGACUAUAGAACGUUUUCAAAGAAGCAAGGGUGGUAUUUCUGCAAAAAGUGUGGCGUUCGGAUUGUGGGCUUGGGCGGCGAUUGGGAGCGAGCGGAGUUGGACGUGGAGCAUUGGGCAGGUGCGAAGGAGGAAGCGGACCCAGGAAAGUUGCAGCAGGUAUGGAAAACAAAGGCGACAACGAUCACGACUAAGGAGAACGGAAAAGAUGAGACGAAGCCAUUUCACUACCUGAGCGUCAAUGCCGUCACCCUCGAGCCAGGCGAAGAUAUUGAUCUGAAGAAAUGGCACGAAAACGGCUGGAUCUUCUAUGUCGAGAACUUGGACAAGAAGAAUGGCACGCAAUUACGCGUGAGCGAACCGUUCAAAGGAGGCAUGUACUGAGAACGGGCAAUAUAACCGAAUAGUCUCAGUUGUGUAAUUGGGUUGUUGUCAAAGCUAAUCACCCUAUCGAAAACGAGAAACAUGGCUACACCGCGAACAUCCGUCCAUUUCCAAAUUCAGAGUCGACGUGGUUUGAGAGAUCACAGUAUCACAAUGCUUGAGUUCAUGUCUCCUUGUAUAACAAAUUUCAGCUUGCGCAUUACUAGAGACUACGCAUCCUUCCCAGAAACCAACUCAGCUUAUAACAGUUUUAGUAUUCGAUCUUGUAACUUCUCUCCUAGGAUUAGUGCGUUGCGCAUUUUUGUAUAUUCUCCUAAGAUACUCAGAAGAAGCCGUCCUUGCGCGGACCCCGACGCC
Messenger RNA from Cucurbitaria berberidis CBS 394.84, 1199 nucleotides. RefSeq lists its product as uncharacterized. Gene Ontology annotation, molecular function: carbon-sulfur lyase activity. The transcript has 3 exons. The coding region runs from base 240 to 842 and encodes 200 amino acids. NCBI's taxonomy places the organism in Eukaryota, Fungi, Ascomycota, Dothideomycetes, Pleosporales, Cucurbitariaceae. The record is from RefSeq and is a predicted model, not a curated record.